AUGACUAAAAAUAGAGGAAAAAAGGCGUCUGGGAAAUCAAAACAACAAAAGAAACCAACAAGUGAAAAGCGUGCUGAAAAUAGACAGGUUAGCGCUCCGAGCAAUGAAGAAACUAGUGAGUUAUCAAAUCCACCAGAAUCUGUAGUCCCUUCGACCUCAUCUGAAUCGAACAUUACAAAAGUUACAAAAGACAAGAUUCAGAUGAAAGUGAAUGCAUGCGAAAUAAUUGCAACACCCAGCACAUCAAUAUCGUUUCCAGGGCCCUCUCAAACAAUAGAUACGCCAGAAGACAGAAGACGAAUAGAAGUAGAAAUUCUAAUAGAUAACGUAAAUAAUUGUCAAAUUUCAUCAAUACCGGUAUUAUCCGCGCCAGCUAUAGUUUUGCAUGAAAAUAUAGAUCCCGAUGUAGUUUCUAAAUGGCCCCGUAUACGCAAAUCAAAAGUGCCUUGCAUAUUUUUACACCAACCGAUCGACUUUACACGUCAUAUUGAAAAUCUUGUUUUGUUAGGAGUCCGUUUUUAUUUCCCAAAAAUUACUAAAAUUUAUAGCAAAAUUCUAUGUGAAACGAUUGAAGAUCACAAAAAAUUAAUGAGGUAUUUUGAAAACAAUGAUUUACCCCAUCAUACUUUUUGUUAUCCUCCGAAGAAAUUUGUAAAAGUUGUAAUCAGAGGUCUAUCCGACAAUGUGGAUUUGCUUAAUUUGAGAGUUGCUUUGAGAGCUUCUUCGAUACCAGUAAAAAGAGUUCACAAAAUGCUCGUAAAGGAUCCUCAGAAUAGCAAAACGUUCAUAUUAGCAGUCAUACCACUAAAAACCGAAGCAAUGAAAUUGUUCAAGAUAAAAAGCAUUUUCGGUCAAGAAGUAACGAUUGAACCACCUGAUGCGAAACCCAAGCAAUGUCACCGGUGUCAAAGAUGGGAUCAUAAUCAGCGAUUUUGCCGUGGGGAAAUAAAGUGCGUCAAGUGUGCGGGUAACCACUGGUCCAUAGACUGUACACUAGAUCCUAAAACAAACCCUCCGAAGUGUGCAAACUGUGGCCGUAGACACACGGCUAACUUUAGACGUUGCUCUUUCUGUCCACAAUCUAGAUUAUAUAAACUAAGAAAAAAAAUUAAAGAAACCUUGAGACAAAUCACCCCGCCGAAUAGGCUUUACUCUGAAAUAGUAACCAUUGAUAACUGGAGAAAUAUAUUCAAUUACGUAAAUUAUUUUAGAUUAGAAACCAAUGUACCUCCGGAUUAA
This is a messenger RNA of Diatraea saccharalis (sugarcane borer), 1239 nucleotides long. Lineage: Eukaryota; Metazoa; Arthropoda; Insecta; Lepidoptera; Crambidae. The record is from the annotation of a GenBank genome assembly.